GGAGGAGGAGGGCGGUGUGUGUGGCUCGUCGGGGCGGCGCGACUGCUUGAGGCGACGCCGACUCCUGCAUCGGCUCGCGUAGGCUUUCCUCGCCCCCCCACCCUGGCCGGCCGGAGACUGACCGGAGGUUGAGGGAAGCCGACAAUGAGCGGCGCCGGAGCCCCGGACUUCUUCUACAGAGAAGCUCAGCGCCUCGGCUAUGUCGCUCGCUCUGCCUUCAAGCUGCUUCAGAUGCAGAAUAAGUACAAGCUGAUAACCGCUGGGUCCUCUGUUCUCGACCUCGGCUGCGCUCCCGGCGCUUGGCUUCAGGUUGCUUGCCAGAACUUGGGUCCUCUGAAAAAUGGUGGGUCUGUCGUCGGCAUUGAUCUCAAGAAGGUCAAGGUUCCUACAAUGCACUGUGAUGCUAGAGUUCAGACAGUUUGUGCCGAUGUGAGGAACUUCCCGAAGCACCAAAUUAAGGCCCUUUCUCCUCAGCAAAGGGGAUUUUCCGUCGUACUCUCCGAUAUGUGUCCCUUAGUUUCUGGGAUCACAACUACGGAUGCGGCUUUAUCCGCUGAAUUAGGGAUGCGAGCACUUGAGGUAGCUGUUGGCAGGUCUGCCUUAGGUCAUAUGAGUGGCGAUAUCCAAAUGGAUGGACAGUCAAAGCCCUCUGCUUGUGCUCCUGACGACGAGGGUGUGUUGCGACCAGGAGGACACCUAGUCAUUAAGCUUCUGGAAAGUGAGGAUACACAAGAAUUCCGCCGGAUUUGUAGCCCUCUUUUCAGAAAGACAUCAUGGUUGAGGCCCAAAGCUACGAGGUCUUCAUCAAGAGAGAUCUAUUUUAUCUGUCAAAGUUUGCUCUCCUGAAAACACCUUUGCUUCACUUGUUUGAGAAUUUUCCUGGAGGUUGAGCUUUCUUGAGCAACGGUGGCUGGCUGGCGUGUUGUAUUAUCUGGCUUGUAUUCUUUUCCGCCAUCCACUGCACGAUCCUAAUCAUCGGCGGACUUUCUUUUCUCUAACUUACACAAGGGCUGUCCUUUAUUGUAAUAAUGGUAGUUCACAGGAUGGAAGUUGUCAAUCCUAGCCUUCAAUGGCACAUUCACUACGCGGAUUAAUUUUUUGUGGUUACAUAA
Molecule: messenger RNA, 1112 nt
Organism: Syzygium oleosum
Lineage: Eukaryota; Viridiplantae; Streptophyta; Magnoliopsida; Myrtales; Myrtaceae
Exons: 6
Coding region: 145-846 (233 amino acids)
Biological process (GO): RNA methylation
Molecular function (GO): rRNA (uridine-2'-O-ribose)-methyltransferase activity
Source: RefSeq, a predicted model, not a curated record